Messenger RNA from Fraxinus pennsylvanica, 1284 nucleotides. Lineage: Eukaryota; Viridiplantae; Streptophyta; Magnoliopsida; Lamiales; Oleaceae. The record is from the annotation of a GenBank genome assembly.
AUGUCCGUCUUCAUAUUUGCACUAGCUAUUCCUUAUAAUCACUGGAAUCACAAAGAGAACAGAAUUGGCUUCGUAGUCAUAUACUUACUGACAUUUUUCUUUUCCAACUUCGGCCCAAAUGCAACAACCUUCGUUGUCCCAGCAGAAAUCUUCCCUGCCCGGCUAAGAUCAACUUGCCACGGCAUAUCUGCUGCAGCUGGAAAGGCUGGUGCUAUUGUAGGAGCAUUUGGUUUCUUGUAUGCAUCACAGCCUAAAGAUCCGAACAAUGCCGGAAGCGAAUGGAAAUCACUGGAGGAGGCAUCAGGUGAAAAUGAAUUGAAUGCUGAUGAGAUAACAGAGCACACUGCUCCUUUCCACAGGACUGUUCCAGUUAAUAGUCUGAAGCUAGUGAUAGAGUUUGUAGAGAACGAAUUCAUCAUAAGGAGGGCAAACCUGAGGAAAAGUGCAGUUCUUGGUUCAAUAACUAUUCCCAUCGAAAAUGAAGGUCAAAAUGCUACUGCAUGGUAUACUUUGGACAGCCCAUCUGGGCAGGUUCUUUUGCCGAUGGAAAAAGGAGACAUUCAUGGUCAAUAUUCUGAUCUUCUUAGACUCUUUGAAUAUGGUGGAUUACCCCCCAAAUCUAAUUACUUAUUCUUGGGGGAUUACGUGGAUCGUGGGAAGCAAAAUCUGGAAACGAUCUGUCUUCUACUUGCCUAUAAGAUAAAGUAUCCUGAAAACUUCUUCCUUUUGAGGGGAAACCAUGAAUGUGCAUCGGUCAAUCGUAUAUAUGGAUUUUAUGAUGAGUGCAAAAGAAGAUUUAAUGCGAGACUCUGGAAAACAUUCACAGAUUGUUUUAAUUGCCUACCCGUGGCAGCUGUUAUAGAUGAAAAGAUACUGUGCAUGCAUGGAGGACUCUCUCCUGAUCUGCAUGAUCUGGAUCAAAUUAGAAAUAUGCAACGUCCAAUGGAUGUUCCAGAAACUGGUUUACUUUGUGAUUUACUAUGGUCCGAUCCCAGUAAAGAUGUCAAAGGGUGGGGAAUGAGUGAUAGGGGAGUGUCCUAUACAUUCGGUCCUGAUACGGUAACCGAAUUCCUUCAAAAGCAUGAUCUUGAUCUUAUAUGCCGUGCCCAUCAGGUCGUUGAAGAUGGUUACGAGUUUUUUGCUGAUAGACAGCUUGUCACAAUAUUCUCAGCCCCCAAUUACUGUGGAGAAUUUGACAAUGCCAGUGCCAUGAUGAGUGUGGAUGAAACUUUAAUGUGCUCAUUUCAAAUUCUGAAGCCUGCGGAAAAGAAGCCAAAAUUUUGA